Messenger RNA from Daldinia loculata, 1735 nucleotides. RefSeq names its product ankyrin. The record is from RefSeq and is a predicted model, not a curated record. Bases 1 to 1551 code for a protein of 516 amino acids. The transcript has a single exon. Lineage: Eukaryota; Fungi; Ascomycota; Sordariomycetes; Xylariales; Hypoxylaceae. Gene Ontology annotation, cellular component: nucleus; cytoplasm. Gene Ontology annotation, molecular function: protein binding.
AUGCGUCGAGCAAAGUCCCAGGCCGAGCCUCAGGUCGGGCUUCACACGGAUCUCAUUAUCACCAACACGGGUAUCUCGAAUGAACUAUUAACAGCAAUGCCGAUGGAGAUAAUGCUCGAAAUUUCGAAGUACAUGAGUCAAGCCACUAAGGUUUGUCUGGCCCAGACUUGUCGCGGCCUCUCAACCGUCAUGGACGUAGCUCUAUACGAUCAGGAUAGCAAAGAGGAUCGACACGCGCUGUGGUGGGCUUGCAUGAGUAACCAACAUAAACUUCUACGACGUAUCAUCAACUAUGACUCCAGCCUUGUCAACUAUCAUUUCCGAAAGGUCCAUGCUAUCAAAUCCGUACACUCCAUCCCAAAACACCUAAUGAAGGUUUGCGCCAAACAUAGAGGCGCUGAUUUCAGCAUUCAUCUCACCCCUCUCACGGUAGCCAUUCGAUUUGGAAGUUUCAAUAUUUUCACUACUCUACUCAAAUUAGGUGCAAACGUGAAUGCUGCCGUCCCCUCCAACGGUAUGGGUUCUGGCAAGCUCUGGCUUCCUAUCCAUUGGGUGGUUCGCCUAACUAAGAGCGGUAAGGACUUUGAAGACUGUGUCAGUCUUCUGAUCAAGCAUGGCGCCAACAUUAAUCAAGCUCCUCUGCUACCGGGAAUAAUUGGACAGUGUGGAGAUGGUGUUCCUCUAUUGGAGGUGAUCGACUUUCAGCCCUAUUUCGGACAAAACCGCUCGGAGCCUCCGGACGCUUUGUACGAAACUCAGAUCAAGACUCGUAUUAGUAAGGCCAAAGCACUCCUUCGAUUUGGAGCGGACCCCAACUUUCGAGAUCCAAGCUCCCUUGAAACUCCGAUCUUUAAGGCGGCACGAUCUUUAGCUUCCUACGACCCGGAGUCUCCGUUUGCAAAACAGAUUGCGCUUCGUCACGAUGUUCAGCGCGUCUACGAAGAAGUUGUAGUGGUCAAUGCUUUGCAGCUUUUCAAAGCCUUGAUCGAUCAUGGCGGAAACCCGAAUAUUUCCUGCGAUAGGACCACCGCCCUGCAUCUCCUAUGCAAACGCAGCCGGGAGUAUAUCCACCUGAUCUAUUACCUCUUACAGGCAGGAGCUUGUAUCAAUGCUACUGAUGCAAACGGCCGCACCCCUAUUUACCAAUACGUGAUGUUCCCUCGUAGUCACAUAUUUCUCACCGAAUUCAUAGAGCACGGCGCGAAUGUCAACCAUCGGGACUUCAAGGGCCGUACCCCGCUACACGUAGCCUGUGCCGACUAUAAUGCUUGUCAUUCGUAUCUACAAGAUACUAUUAAGACACUACUUGAGAACGGCGCCGACCCUACUCUAGUUGACAAUGAAGGCAAUACCCCGCUUGCCCUUCUUGACGCACGAAGGAUCCGGACUUGGGUCGAAACCCGAAAGAUUCUCCUAAAGGCCGAGUUGAAGGCAUCCGGAGCUGAUUCGGAAGAAUUGGAAGAUGAGCAAUACAAGGAGGAUGAUGCCGAUUGGCUCAUAUACAAUGACUUGGAAGAAAGUCAUGAUCUCAUGUGGAGAGAUUACUGGUAACAGGGGGGAGUUUUCUGAAUUAGUGCCGUGGCGCUCUAGCUGUGAUGCGUGAAGAAGCAAAUGCCAUAAAGUGGCAGAAGUCCAGGAUGCGGACAUAGAGAUCAUCAGAAGAUCAAUCAGGAUUUCACCUACGGAGGGUGAGAAAAAGAGAACAAAAAGGGGAGAAAAUCAGAUUUGAAUGGAC